This is a messenger RNA of Linnemannia hyalina, 939 nucleotides long. The record is from the annotation of a GenBank genome assembly. Lineage: Eukaryota; Fungi; Mortierellomycota; Mortierellomycetes; Mortierellales; Mortierellaceae.
AUGGCCGCCGCAACAACACAAGUACAACAACAUGAGCCGCUCCAGGCAGUAAAGCAGGUCCAACAGGCCACCACUGUCGCUGCCAUCAAGCCAAGAGACCCCUUCUGGCUCGGAGGUGCAGCCUCCUGCGCUGCUGCAUUCGUCUCCCACCCUUUCGAUCUGGCCAAGGUCAGACUUCAGACGACACAGGGAAUCAACAAACAGGGCAUGAUUGGAACCAUGUUCAACGUCGCACGUCAUGAAGGAUUCUUUGCUCUCUACACCGGUCUCUCGGCCAGCUUGCUCCGUCAAGGAACAUAUUCGACCGUCCGAUUUGGAACCUACGACCUCUUGAAGGAAAAGUUCGGACCCAAAGAUGGAAGCAGAAUCCCUGUGAGCACAAUGCUACUGUGCGGUGUUUUGGCAGGAUGCAUCGGUGGCGGAUUCGGAAACCCAGCAGACGUGGUCAAUAUCCGGAUGGUCAACGACGGCAAGCUGCCCAAGGAACAGCAGAGACAUUACAAGCAUGCCUUUGAUGGACUCUUCAGGAUUGUCAAGGAGGAAGGACCCGCCCAGCUGAUGCGUGGUUUGGGACCUAACAUGAACAGAGCCAUCUUGAUGACCAGUUCUCAAUUGGUCUCGUACGAUGGAUUCAAGCGUCAGUUGUUGGCCACCCCUUGGUUCAAGGACAACUUGGCCACUCAUUUUGCUUCUUCGCUCCUUGCUGGUCUCGUUGCGACGACAGUGUGUGCCCCAUUGGAUGUGCUCAAGACAAGAAUCAUGAACUCUUCUGGAUCAAAUACCUCGUCGACACAAAUGUUUUUCCACAUUGUCAAGAACGAAGGCCCAACAGCCCUGUUCAAGGGCUGGCUCCCUGCCUUCUUGCGUCUGGGUCCUCACACCAUCGUGACCUUUAUUGUCCUCGAACAGCUCAAGGUCAUGGUGCACCAGAAGAAAUAA